CUUCAAGCUUUCAGACACGGCGGCAGCGUUUCUGCGGCGUUACUUCCGUUCCGUCUGGGCUGGACAUCUGUGACUUCCUGAACGGGAGAUCUCCGGAGUCAGGAAGCUGAGUUUUGUAGCAGCCAGGCUGCGAUAUGGGAGGUAAAAUCUCUCGUGUCAGUUGGGACGAUUCCUGAAGUGGUGAAGUGCCUUUGGAGAGGCAAAGCGUAGAUUCUCAUAACUCGAGAGACUGAAGACUUGUUGAAGUUUGGUGACCAGCCAGAAUCGCGAUGGCGUCUUUUCGGUUCGCUUCCCCGAGGUCGCGACCAGCGGUUUUCGGCGUUCUGGCGGUGUUCUCGUCGGUGUGUUGCGUCCUGGUGCUGCUGAGUUCUCACGAGGAUAUCCUGGAGGCGAGCGUGUUCCCGCUGUCGGUGGACUACUACGGCGCGGCGGUGUCUUUGCUGUACCAGCGGGGGUUCGACGUGAGCCCGCGGACCUGCCAGGUGGGAAAGAGGCGCGUUGAGGUGUUGGUGGUGGUGUACUCCACCUGCCGGGACAUCGCGGCGCGGAACUCGGUCCGGCGCACCUGGAAGGCGCACAGCAGGCCCGGGGACGUGUCCGUGGUCUUCCUGGUGGGGCGGUCCUCCAACCUGAGCUGCACGCACGGGCUGCGGGCGGAGUCGCGCACCCACGGCGACCUGAUCGUCUCGCGCAACUUCGACUCGGGGGCCAAGCUGACGCUCAAGUCGGUGGCCAUGGUGGAGUGGGUGUCCGACCACUGUCCCCGGGUGCGGCGCGUUGUGAGGACUGACCACGACGUGCUGCUGAACGUGCCGAGGCUGCUGGAGGUCGUCAGGUCAACCCGCGGGGACAGGAGGACCGUGUACGGACACCUGCUCCGAGGGACCCGGCCCGUGAGGACCCCGGGCGACGAGUGCUGGGUUCCCCGGUCGGAGUACCCGGCCGACCGGUACCCGGACCACGUGCUGGGGCGCGCCUACAUGUUCACGGGAGACCUCGCCCGACUACAGUUCUCGGCCGCCCUGAAGAUGCGGUUCUUCCGGAUGGAGGAGGUGUUCUUCACCGGGUUCCUGGCAGAGCGGCUGGGCGCGCGGCUGGCCCACGUGGACGGCUUCUUCGCGGCGCUGGACGACGUCGGGAGGGUCAACGCCUCGGACGACCGGGAGUGGGCCUUCGACCCGUGCGACCUGAGGCGCAGGGUCGCCGUCCAGCACGGCGGGCAGGACGCCAUGUACCAGCUCUGGCGCGUUUUCAACGACCGGUCGCGCAACUGCUAGGGAAACUCCUCCUGACGGGAGAUCCCAACCGUCCUCGAGGCUUUCGCGGCCAUUGUCUCAAGCAGCUUGGCUUCCGGGUUAUAGCCGCAGCCCCUGGCGUUUCAGUCGACAUUGCAUUUGCCAUCAUAAGGUAGCAGUUACCUACUGACCUGUUCGCGCUGCAGAAAAGGCAGCUGUGGUAUGGACAAUAACCAUGCUCUUUUGUAUAUCCUGUUAGAAGGUAACUGCUACCUGAUGAUGGCGACCGCAAUGUCGACCGAAACGUCGGUUGAAUUGUUCACCAAGCACACGGGCUACAACCCAGAAGCCAAAGCUACUUCCUAUCCUCGAGGUACUUAGUCGCAUGGGGCUGAUGAAGAGAUGAACUCUGGAUGCUAGUUGAAUCCCGAGCGCAGGUUUCACUAUCAGCUAAUAUUCAUUUAGGUAAUAUGGGUUUUCUGCCCCAAAAGGUUCCUAAUGGAGCAUUGUAGGGUGUUAUAACUGUACAAAAAAGUUAUUUAUAUGUUUUAACACAUGUACAGUCAGCCGUAAAAUGGCCCAUAUAACUGACUAUGUGCCCUUCUUAACUAGAACUUCUCAACUGUGUCUAUUUAUGUAACGGUCCCACAUGAUGGUUACUUCAUUUCCUUGGCAUUGCUAUGAAAUAAGGGAUUUCUCUAUUGGUUUAUUUCGAUAUUUCACGAACAUUUGUUGUCGUGUUACUAAUUUCUUCACCAUAUAUAAACCGAACAUCAUUCCUGAGCUUUAAAAGGUCACACAAUCGAUCUUAAUAUUGAAAACUUGCAAAACUUUUUUUUUUCCUUUUUUAAACUAUCUUAAGUAAAUAUAGUGUAUGUUGAAAAACUUCGAGACUAAAAUAAUUGUGCAAGAGCACUAUACACACACAGGAAUAUUAUUUACAUUAUAGGCAUGACAAUAAAAUUAAAUUAUCGGUCAUUGCAUGUGAAACCUAGCCUUAAAGAUCAAACCACAUUUGUCACCUGCCCUUUAAGUUUUACCUCAAAUCAUGUUUUUUUACAGCUCAUCAAAUCAAAAUGUUUAUUUUCUUGAUUUUUUUCGGAAUAAUUAACAAAUUAAAUGAUUCAAAAAAUGAAUAAUUAGAUUUUUUAAAAAGGAAAGUGAAUUCAAGUAUUAAAUGCUAAAGCUUGUCAACCAUGGUCACUACUUCAGGAAGUAAUUGUUCUGAAUUGUUAGGCGAAAUACAUUUUAAUAAUCUCUAGAAAUUGAAAAAAAAAUUAACUAAACAAGCACAUUUUAUCGUGUUAAUAAUUACAGAAAAAGUUUUCAUCGUAAUUAAAUUAUUUUGAUAUUUUCCAUUUUUUAAUAUGCUGCUGGUGAAACCUGCCCUAACACCGAAGGACUUAUUUGUUACAAAAAUUGUAAAAAAAAAAAAAAAAAUACUACUUUUGCAACAGCGUGGUUGACUGAAAGUUAUCAAAAAUACAAAUUUUCUCUGUGCUGUGAGAUUAUUUCUGUUUUAAUCAGCUACACUGUGAUAGUGGCACAGAGCAUGUGAAGAUUGUUUUGAUAUGUUCAUAUCAAUGAUAAAAUAUAAAAAAAACACUUUGAGAUAGUAAACUGCUUCAUGUGACAAUGGCUGGCCAAAUUCUAACAAAUGAAACUGGAAAUUUUGACAGAAAUAAAUUAGGAUAAAUAAAAAUUGUAAUUUUUGAACCGAUGUUUUGUGUGCGAAUGCCGCUUCGAUGUUUGUACUGUGCGUAUGAAACUGUGCUAUUUGUUCAUGUUUAAAUGCAGAAAGUGUUUUGGAGCAUCAAAAUUAAACUUUACAUUGUUUGGUUUAGUAAAGGUACUAGUUGUAAACAAAUCCAUGUGUAAUUGAAUACAAUAACUGAUUUGGACAAAUAUAUCGGCACAUUGUACGUUUAUGACAUGCCUAUGCGUAGAAUAAAAGAAAAGUUCUGUAACAUUAUUAGUCUUUGGGUGCUUGCAUAGGCGUGCGCACGGUAGGUGCCACAGGUGCCUUGGCACCACCAUUAAGGCGAUUGGUGCAUGGAAAAUAUUACGACAAAACUAAUUUAACUGUACAUAUUUAUUUUUGAUGCUUCUUUUUAAGACAUAAUAUACCUAGGA
Molecule: messenger RNA, 3368 nt
Organism: Bacillus rossius redtenbacheri
Lineage: Eukaryota; Metazoa; Arthropoda; Insecta; Phasmatodea; Bacillidae
Product: beta-1,3-galactosyltransferase 5-like
Exons: 1
Coding region: 270-1277 (335 amino acids)
Cellular component (GO): Golgi membrane
Molecular function (GO): hexosyltransferase activity
Source: RefSeq, a predicted model, not a curated record